Molecule: messenger RNA, 1065 nt
Organism: Klebsormidium nitens
Lineage: Eukaryota; Viridiplantae; Streptophyta; Klebsormidiophyceae; Klebsormidiales; Klebsormidiaceae
Source: the annotation of a GenBank genome assembly
AUGGAUGCAGUGCUCGUGAGCCCGUACAAGUUCGAGGUCGAGCAUCCGCACUUGGAAGCAUUGGACUCGCACGAAACAGAAACGGACGCAGCACAAAGAACGGUCGAGUAUUCCUACAAAGCCAGUGUGCAAAAACGCCCACAACCCGGAACGAGUGUCCUGUUCCGCUUCUUAAUCCAGCACGCCGUGACACCGUCAGCGGAGAAACUAGAGUCGCGGACAUUCUCAAUUGACAUCCCGAUCUCUGCAACCAGGUCUCAGGACGCCCUUGUGCUUAGAUAUCAUGGAACCGAACGAGGAAUCGACUUCGACUUGGUAUGCGUGCUGCAGUCUGCACCUGUCACCGAAAAGAUGCUUGAAGAUGGUCUUUCUUGGACUGUGGCAGGGGCCCACUACCCGCUGAAAAUACUCUUCCGGGUCAAAGUGGCCUUGUUCCUUUUGGAACGGUCGGCACAACAGGUGUUCAUGUGUUUCAGGAAGGAAGCGGGAUGCUUUGGAAAAGCGUCCCUCCUCGAGGAGGCACCAACAACGGGCGACCUGAGUCUCAUCUGCAAGGACGGUUCAAAAGCCCCGGCGCACGCCGCGGUUCUUGCUGGCAUACCCUACUUCCAGUCAAAGCUCAAGGACGACUGGUCGGGGACUGAAUGGAACAUGCACAAGAAGCUGGACGUUCACCUGCCGUGCCCGGUGGACCAGAAAGUGGUCGGGGCGUUUUUAAAGUUCGCGUACGGAGACGCUGCGUCUCUGCUCCAGCUUGAACCGUCCGAGGCCCCCGUUCUGCAGGACCUCUUCUCCUUGGCCGAGUCGAUCGCUUUCACCGCCCUGUGUGAGAGCGUCAAAAAUCACGUGCAAGUGACGGAGGAGAACGCGGACUCCUGGCUCGAGUGGCUCUCAGAGGAGCACAGUCCGAUCGCCCGCAAGAUCUUCAGAAAAGUGAAGCGAGUGGUGAAGCGGCCCUUCGAAGACAAGGACUUUUGGGCGGACGUGACCGAAGAGCAGCUUGCGGUGCUGAACAAGGUAGCGGCAAAACGGAGGAAAACGGGGAAGGCCUCGAAGAGUUCGUAG